Molecule: messenger RNA, 1779 nt
Organism: Oncorhynchus masou masou (cherry salmon)
Lineage: Eukaryota; Metazoa; Chordata; Actinopteri; Salmoniformes; Salmonidae
Product: chemokine-like protein TAFA-5
Exons: 4
Coding region: 1-399 (132 amino acids)
Biological process (GO): G protein-coupled receptor signaling pathway
Molecular function (GO): G protein-coupled receptor binding; receptor ligand activity
Source: RefSeq, a predicted model, not a curated record
AUGGCUUCGUCUUGUAAACUGGGUCGGUGGAGGAAUGUCACUGCCUGGCCAAGAAUGUCUUCAACUUUCUGGGCUGUGGUGCUACUGACCAGCCUGCUGAUAAUUUACUGCGGUCAGUUGGCAGCGGGUACUUGUGAGAUAGUUACUCUGGACCGGGACAGCAGUCAGCCACGGCGGACCAUAGCACGACAGACGGCGAGGUGUGCCUGCAAAAAGGGUCAGAUUGCAGGCACCACGAGAGCCAGUCCGGCUUGUGUAGACGCUCGCAUUGUGAGGAGCCGGCAGUGGUGUGAUAUGAUGCCUUGCUUGGAAGACGAGGGCUGUGACCUCUUAGUAAACCAGUCGGGCUGGACCUGCACACAGCCUGGGGGACGGGUGAAGACCACCACGGUCUCCUGACGAUGGCGGGGAAAGACUCUCCGGAAAGAGAGAGGGGAUGGUGUGUGAGCUGCUUCCCAUGGUCAAUCGCCUGUGUGGAUCAUACAUUGUCUUAUCAUCAGCUGUCCGUCCAUUGUCCUGUGCAAAAGAGUGAAAACCACAUCAAAUCUACGGUGCCAAAGGCCCGGACUCCGAAUACAGGAGCUGGAGCUAAACAUCGAACCGAUGGACUCUGCAAUACUGUAUUAUUCUGCGGGAGACCAAACUUAUUUUUCAGUGGGUCGUCUUGAAGUGGGUCGUCUUGAACUUCUGGAUAUGACCCAGGACGAGAUUCUCUUUUGGAGUUUACACUUGGCAACUCCUCUGCAGUGUUUUUACAGAAUACAGACCAAAGUUAAAGACCAUGUUAUGGAGGACACAGUGGACUAUGGGAUAAGGGGUUUAGUGACUUAUUAAAGUUGAUAAAACAUGCAAUCCUGUAUUCCCACUUACACUUUGAUAGACAUACCCACAAAUGUACACAUGGUGACUUAUUUCGCUGAGUAAUUGUGUACAAAUUAAUGACAAUAAUUGGAAGGCAAAAGAAAUAAGUCAAAGGACAUUGUGUAAUUUGUCAAUGACAUUUAUUUUAGACUACUAAACUGUAAUUGUGUACUCACUGCUCUAUUUUGAACAUUAAUUAAAUCAGAUUUACAUUUUCCAUUGCUAUAUUUUGAAAAUUUGCAGUCAGCAUGGCUGGUUAUAGUGAAACAAGCAAAUCAUUUCUCACCAGGAAAGAAGAGGAGGAAAAGAGUAAAUCCGUCAUAUCUGUUUGGGGGAAAGAAACAUUACAUGUAUUUUCAAAAGCCUAAAGUUAUAUAUUUAACAGUUUUAUAUGUUGUAUCUUUGUAGAAAACCUUAUUUAGCACUGGAACUGUGGUCACAUUGCCAAUCAUAAACUGUGCAUACACAAUGAGCUAUGUCCUUAAGCUACUGGUCUGUCUUGUUCAUUUGAACAAAGUCAAGUGGCUCUGCCUUUCCAUUCUGUUGAAUUAUUUUUUUCAUCAUAAAAUCAACUAUUUAACAUGAAAUGAGGUGGAAAUUACAAUAUUAAAGCAACCAGACAAUAGUACAGAACCCGUUUAUGAAGAAAGGUUAUAUUUUCUAAAUUUGUAGCCCACAGUUACCUUUGAAAAUGUUGCGCAAUUUCAGGUUUUAAUUUUCAAACCACCUUUACUAAUACAUCGUGUGGAAGCUGUAGGAAUUGUAAACUGGGCGCUAUUUUCCCUUGCCAUAGACAAUACAGAGAAUUUGGCGGAGGGAUAUUUAUUUAGUUUUUUUGUGAACAGUUUUCCUUGGGGUUUUGCCUGCUACACACGCUCUGUUAUAGUCACAGACAUGAUUUAACCAGUUUCAGAGUGC